Cercopithifilaria johnstoni is the source of this 657-nucleotide messenger RNA. Lineage: Eukaryota; Metazoa; Nematoda; Chromadorea; Rhabditida; Onchocercidae. The record is from the annotation of a GenBank genome assembly.
AUGUUGCUCGAUUGCUUGAAGUCAAAUUUACCACCUCGAAAUCAUACAACUCCUCAGUAUUACACUUGUUUUGGGCGAAUGCAUGUUCAGACUGCUUUACAACUCAUUAUAAUUGUAACAUUUGCAUGGGAUAUAUUUCGAUGGAUCGAUUUCAUUGUCAAUCAAGGAAUUACCUUCGGAUGGAUAGAAAUUUUUGCGGAAAUUUGCAAUGCCUUAUUCGGGAUUUCAUUGACCAUCGCUUAUUGUUUCAAAUCAGCGUCUUUCUUAUUACCAUAUCUUUUCUUUCAGCUAUUUACUCUGGUAGCUUCGAUGAUUUUAUUCUGCGUAAGCUUUUUGACUAUAAUAUGGCCCAAAAAUUCUUGGGCGCCCAGCUUUCAUACUUAUCCACCGACAAAAGCAUCCACUAUUCGACUAAAUGCUAUAAUUUAUGCCAUAUCUCCACUUACUUUUGCAUUGAUGUUAAUGUGGGUGAUUCGCGUAUUGUUCGCUUGCUAUAACAAUGGCCCCGCCACAGGUGUUACUAUAACUUCACCAACUGGUCCAAACAGCGCACCAACAGUAGCUGUAACAUGUAUUUCGACCAACUUGACAUCGUCAACCACAUUCUCGAAUCCUAACUUCACUCUGCAGGAUGAAAACGGGGAGGAACAACAAUGA